Molecule: messenger RNA, 576 nt
Organism: Protopolystoma xenopodis
Lineage: Eukaryota; Metazoa; Platyhelminthes; Monogenea; Polystomatidea; Polystomatidae
Source: the annotation of a GenBank genome assembly
AUGGAAUUAUCCCUUCUUCUUCCCGACAGCAUCGGUUUCCACAUUGUCUGGAUUUUGCUAUUCACGCUGCUGCCCUCGUGUCUUGUGCAGUGUGGAGAAGACGAGUUGCUCAGGUGCCCCAGUAUAGGUGAACUUUUGCACGACUUUCUUGGACGGGAUGACAUUGUUAUCAUACAGGCGGGCCUGCAGAAUCCCGCAAAUCAACAGCUCAUCGUCACGGGUCAGGAAAGGGUUUCGAGGUCCACCUCGGUGGGUGUGGUGCAUAUUCGUGUCAACGGCCUUCUCGGGCAGCCUGGAAACCAUACCGGCGGCCAUAAAGCAUUUAACUUUUCAUCCUGUCCUCAGAAAGUGAUCAGCCUCGUCGGAAUACGACCUCGACGUGGAGAUCCAAUGGCCUGUUUGCCGGAUUUGACGCGAUCGGGAAAAGAGUAUGUCUGGCUUCUGCAUAAUAGUCCGGUGGACAAUGCGACCAGCUGCCGAUACCGAGCUGUUCCUGGGGGCGUAUUUGCUCUGGAAAGAUUCUACAAUGAAUUGAGACCUUCACGCGGAAGACAGGAUGUUCGCAAACCAGGUUGA